Cylicocyclus nassatus is the source of this 7713-nucleotide messenger RNA. The record is from the annotation of a GenBank genome assembly. NCBI's taxonomy places the organism in Eukaryota, Metazoa, Nematoda, Chromadorea, Rhabditida, Strongylidae.
UUUUCGUAGAUCGCGAACAUGAGAAACACUAGAAAAGAUGAACAAGAUACUGCAAGACGUACGAGAGAUUAUGCUGACUUUGAUAAGAGUUUACUUUGGUGGCUCCUACUGCUGUCUGGCUGUUCGUCGCAAAUUCACGCUCGAUUAUAUGCGAUCAAUACGGACUGCCCAGAGAAAGAUGAAGAUAUUUAUGGGGCUGUGUUUUUGCACAACGUCAUUCGACAAAUUGUCUCCCGACAAGGAUUUGCAUGGACCGAACCGGGAGGGGAGAGAAACGAGCAAGAGACUGUUAAAUAUAACAAAGUAGGAUCAGGCAGUGUUUUCAGAUUGUGCUACGAUUCGCAAAAUGCAAAUUUAGCAGCUGCAGCUAUUAACGAAGAUGACUGUAAAGUCAAUGAAGAACUAGGGAACGUUUGGCACAAGGCCAUCAAUUCAAUGACGUUACGAGUGAUAAAUACAGAAGAAGGAGGACUGAAGUACGGAUAUCAUGACGCAAUUGAGAAAUGGCUUGACACAGCUGAUUUACCACUUAGCGAUGCUACUUUCAAAUUAAAAAGUGCACAACCUUUUGCAAAUAUGGUCUACUACAAAAACCUAAAAAUGGGGUGUGCGCACAAAAUAUGUAAAAAUUCUGAAAAUAAGAUUGCCAUUGCUUGUGUGUACGGCGAAAUACCGCAACUCAACGAACCUCUAUAUAUUGGAGAUAGCACAACGAAAGGUUGUACCGAUCACAAAACCUGCAAGGCCGUAGUGCGGAAGUCUCAGUGUGACACUGAGGAGGGAAGCCCUACAUUUGGACUUUGCCUUGCAGUGGAGGAUUCAGUAGAAACCACCACUGCUGCAACUAGCUUCACAACUAAACCUUUAAGCACUUCAACAGCAACUCGACCAGCGUCCAGCUCAACCACAGAAUGUCCGGAAAAAAAUGACGAUACUUACGGCGCUGUGAGACUGCACAAUGACAUACGACAAGGUGUUGCGCGACGAAGCUUUGCAUAUCCCGAAAUGGAAGGAAAGGGAGAAGAGGAAGGGGAGACUGCUGAAUAUAACAAAAUAGGAUCAAGAUCUAUGUUUAGAUUGUGUUACGAUUCGGGAAAUGCAAACCUUGCAGCUAUAGCUAUCAACGAAGAUGACUGCAAAGUCAAUAAAGAAAUAGGGAACGUCUGGCACAAGGCCAUCAAUUCCAUGACGUUACGAGUGAUAAAUACAGAAGAAGAAGGAUUAAAGCACGGAUAUCAGGACGCCAUUGGGGAAUGGCGUGAUACAGCUGAUUUACCACGCGAUGCUAUUUACAGAUUAGAAAGUGCAAAACCUUUCGCAAAUAUGGUCUACUACAAAAACCUAAAAGUGGGAUGUGCGCACAAAAUAUGUAAAAAUUCUGAAAAUAAGAUUGCCAUUGCUUGUGUGUACGGCGAAAUACCGCAACUCAACGAACCUCUAUAUAUUGGAGAUAGCACAACGAAAGGUUGUACUGAUCACAGAACCUGCAAGGCCGUAGUGCCGAAGUCUCAGUGUGACACCGAGGAGGGAAGCCCUACACUUGGACUUUGCCUCACAGUGGAGGAUUUAGCAAAAACCACCACUGCUGCAACUAGCCUCACAACUAAGCCUUCAAGCACUUCAGCAACAACUCGACCAGCGUCCAGUUCAACAACAGAAUGUCCAGAAAAAGAUGACGAUACUUAUGGCGCUGUGAGACUGCACAAUGACAUACGACAGGGUGUCGCGCGACGAAGCUUUGCAUAUCCCGAACCGGAAGGGAAGGGAGGAGAGGAAGGAAUUCAACAAUGCUACGAUUCGCAAAAUGCAAAUUUAGCAGCUGCAGCUAUUAACGAAGAUGACUGUAAAGUCAAUGAAGAACUAGGGAACGUUUGGCACAAGGCCAUCAAUUCAAUGACGUUACGAGUGAUAAAUACAGAAGAAGGAGGACUGAAGUACGGAUAUCAUGACGCAAUUGAGAAAUGGCUUGACACAGCUGAUUUACCACUUAGCGAUGCUACUUUCAAAUUAAAAAGUGCACAACCUUUUGCAAAUAUGGUCUACUACAAAAACCUAAAAAUGGGGUGUGCGCACAAAAUAUGUAAAAAUUCUGAAAAUAAGAUUGCCAUUGCUUGUGUGUACGGCGAAAUACCGCAACUCAACGAACCUCUAUAUAUUGGAGAUAGCACAACGAAAGGUUGUACCGAUCACAAAACCUGCAAGGCCGUAGUGCGGAAGUCUCAGUGUGACACUGAGGAGGGAAGCCCUACAUUUGGACUUUGCCUUGCAGUGGAGGAUUCAGUAGAAACCACCACUGCUGCAACUAGCUUCACAACUAAACCUUUAAGCACUUCAACAGCAACUCGACCAGCGUCCAGCUCAACCACAGAAUGUCCGGAAAAAAAUGACGAUACUUACGGCGCUGUGAGACUGCACAAUGACAUACGACAAGGUGUUGCGCGACGAAGCUUUGCAUAUCCCGAAAUGGAAGGAAAGGGAGAAGAGGAAGGGGAGACUGCUGAAUAUAACAAAAUAGGAUCAAGAUCUAUGUUUAGAUUGUGUUACGAUUCGGGAAAUGCAAACCUUGCAGCUAUAGCUAUCAACGAAGAUGACUGCAAAGUCAAUAAAGAAAUAGGGAACGUCUGGCACAAGGCCAUCAAUUCCAUGACGUUACGAGUGAUAAAUACAGAAGAAGAAGGAUUAAAGCACGGAUAUCAGGACGCCAUUGGGGAAUGGCGUGAUACAGCUGAUUUACCACGCGAUGCUAUUUACAGAUUAGAAAGUGCAAAACCUUUCGCAAAUAUGGUCUACUACAAAAACCUAAAAGUGGGAUGUGCGCACAAAAUAUGUAAAAAUUCUGAAAAUAAGAUUGCCAUUGCUUGUGUGUACGGCGAAAUACCGCAACUCAACGAACCUCUAUAUAUUGGAGAUAGCACAACGAAAGGUUGUACUGAUCACAGAACCUGCAAGGCCGUAGUGCCGAAGUCUCAGUGUGACACCGAGGAGGGAAGCCCUACACUUGGACUUUGCCUCACAGUGGAGGAUUUAGCAAAAACCACCACUGCUGCAACUAGCCUCACAACUAAGCCUUCAAGCACUUCAGCAACAACUCGACCAGCGUCCAGUUCAACAACAGAAUGUCCAGAAAAAGAUGACGAUACUUAUGGCGCUGUGAGACUGCACAAUGACAUACGACAGGGUGUCGCGCGACGAAGCUUUGCAUAUCCCGAACCGGAAGGGAAGGGAGGAGAGGAAGGAAUUCAACAAUGCUACGAUUCGCAAAAUGCAAAUUUAGCAGCUGCAGCUAUUAACGAAGAUGACUGUAAAGUCAAUGAAGAACUAGGGAACGUUUGGCACAAGGCCAUCAAUUCAAUGACGUUACGAGUGAUAAAUACAGAAGAAGGAGGACUGAAGUACGGAUAUCAUGACGCAAUUGAGAAAUGGCUUGACACAGCUGAUUUACCACUUAGCGAUGCUACUUUCAAAUUAAAAAGUGCACAACCUUUUGCAAAUAUGGUCUACUACAAAAACCUAAAAAUGGGGUGUGCGCACAAAAUAUGUAAAAAUUCUGAAAAUAAGAUUGCCAUUGCUUGUGUGUACGGCGAAAUACCGCAACUCAACGAACCUCUAUAUAUUGGAGAUAGCACAACGAAAGGUUGUACCGAUCACAAAACCUGCAAGGCCGUAGUGCGGAAGUCUCAGUGUGACACUGAGGAGGGAAGCCCUACAUUUGGACUUUGCCUUGCAGUGGAGGAUUCAGUAGAAACCACCACUGCUGCAACUAGCUUCACAACUAAACCUUUAAGCACUUCAACAGCAACUCGACCAGCGUCCAGCUCAACCACAGAAUGUCCGGAAAAAAAUGACGAUACUUACGGCGCUGUGAGACUGCACAAUGACAUACGACAAGGUGUUGCGCGACGAAGCUUUGCAUAUCCCGAAAUGGAAGGAAAGGGAGAAGAGGAAGGGGAGACUGCUGAAUAUAACAAAAUAGGAUCAAGAUCUAUGUUUAGAUUGUGUUACGAUUCGGGAAAUGCAAACCUUGCAGCUAUAGCUAUCAACGAAGAUGACUGCAAAGUCAAUAAAGAAAUAGGGAACGUCUGGCACAAGGCCAUCAAUUCCAUGACGUUACGAGUGAUAAAUACAGAAGAAGAAGGAUUAAAGCACGGAUAUCAGGACGCCAUUGGGGAAUGGCGUGAUACAGCUGAUUUACCACGCGAUGCUAUUUACAGAUUAGAAAGUGCAAAACCUUUCGCAAAUAUGGUCUACUACAAAAACCUAAAAGUGGGAUGUGCGCACAAAAUAUGUAAAAAUUCUGAAAAUAAGAUUGCCAUUGCUUGUGUGUACGGCGAAAUACCGCAACUCAACGAACCUCUAUAUAUUGGAGAUAGCACAACGAAAGGUUGUACUGAUCACAGAACCUGCAAGGCCGUAGUGCCGAAGUCUCAGUGUGACACCGAGGAGGGAAGCCCUACACUUGGACUUUGCCUCACAGUGGAGGAUUUAGCAAAAACCACCACUGCUGCAACUAGCCUCACAACUAAGCCUUCAAGCACUUCAGCAACAACUCGACCAGCGUCCAGUUCAACAACAGAAUGUCCAGAAAAAGAUGACGAUACUUAUGGCGCUGUGAGACUGCACAAUGACAUACGACAGGGUGUCGCGCGACGAAGCUUUGCAUAUCCCGAACCGGAAGGGAAGGGAGGAGAGGAAGGGGAGACUGUUGAAUAUAACAAAAUAGGAUCAAGAUCUGUCUUCAGAUUGUGUUACGAUUCGGAAAAUGCAAAUCUAGCAGCUGUAGCUAUUAACGAAGAUGAUUGCAAAGUCAAUGAAGAAAUAGGGAACGUCUGGCACAAGGCCAUCAAUUCAAUAACGUUACGAGUGAUAAAUACAAAAGAAGAAGGACUGAAGUACGGAUAUCACGACGCGAUUGAGAAAUGGCUUGACACAGCUGAUUUACCACUUAGCGAUGCGAUUUACAGAUUAGAAAGUGCAAAACCUUUCGCAAAUAUGGUCUACUACAAAAACCUAAAAGUGGGGUGUGCGCACAAAAUAUGUAAAAAUUCUGAAAAUAAGAUUGCCAUUGCUUGUGUGUACGGCGAAAUACCGCAACUCAACGAACUUCUAUAUAUUGAAGAUAGUACAACGAAAGGGUGUAUUGAUCACAAAAACUGCAAGGCAGUACUGCCGAAGUCUCAGUGUGACACCGAGGAGGGAAGCCCUACACUUGGACUUUGCCUCACAGUGGAGGAUUUAGCAGGCACCACCACCGCUGCAACUACUUCAACAGGAACUCGACCAGCGUCCGGCUCAACAACAGAAUGUCCAGAAAAAGAUGACGAUACUUAUGGCGCUGUGAGACUGCACAAUGACAUACGACAAGGUGUCGCGCGACGAAGCUUUGCAUAUCCUGAAACGGAAGGAAAGGGAGAAGAGGAAGGGGAGACUGUUGAAUAUAACAAAAUAGGAUCAAGAUCUAUGUUUAGAUUGUGCUACGAUUCGGAAAAUGCAAAUCUAGCAGCUGUAGCUAUUAACGAAGAUGAUUGCAAAGUCAAUGAAGAAAUAGAGAACGUCUGGCACAAGGCCAUCAAUUCAAUAACGUUACGAGUGAUAAAUACAAAAGAAGAAGGACUGAAGUACGGAUAUCACGACGCAAUUGAGAAAUGGCUUGACACAGCUGAUUUACCACUUAGCGAUGCUAUUUACAGAUUAGAAAGUGCAAAACCUUUCGCAAAUAUGGUCUACUACAAAAACCUAAAAGUGGGGUGUGCGCACAAAAUAUGUAAAAAUUCUGAAAAUAAGAUUGCCAUUGCUUGUGUGUACGGCGAAAUACCGCAUUUCAACGAACCUCUAUAUAUUGAAGAUAGCACAAUGAAAGGUUGUACUGAUCACAGAACCUGCAAGGCCGUAGUGCCGAAGUCUCAGUGUGACACCGAGGAGGGAAGCCCUACACUUGGACUUUGUCUCACAGCGGAGGAUUCUGUAGCAAGAACUUCAACAACAACUCGACCAUCGUCUAGCCCAACAACUGAACCACCAAGCACUUCCACAAGAACUGGACCAGCGUCCAGCCCAACAACUGAACCACCAAGCCCUUCAACAACAACUCGACCAGCGUCCAGCUCAACAACAGAAUGUCCAGAGAAAGAUAACGAUACUUAUGGCGCUGUGAGACUGCACAAUGACAUACGACAGGGAGUCGCGCGACGAAGCUUUGCAUAUCCCGAACCGGAAGAGAAGGGAGGAGAGGAAGGGGAGACUGUUGAAUAUAACAAAAUAGGAUCAAGAUCUAUGUUUAGAUUGUGCUACGAUUCGGGAAAUGCAAAUCUUGCAGCUGUAGCUAUCAACGAAGAUGACUGCAAAGUCAAUGAAGGACUAGGUCACCUCUGGAACAAGGCCAUCAAUUCAAUGACGUUACGAGUGAUAGAUACAGAAGAAGAAGGACUAAAGCACGGAUAUCAGGACGCCAUCGGGGAAUGGCGUGAUACAGCUGGUCUACCACUAAGCGAUGCUAAAUACGAAAAUGAAAGUGCAAAACCUUUUGCAAAUAUGGUCUACUACAAAAAUCUGAAAGUGGGGUGUGCGCACAAAAUUUGUAAAAAUUCUGAAAAUAAGAUUGCCAUUGCUUGUGUGUACGGCGAAAUACCGCAUUUCAACGAACCUCUAUAUAUUGAAGAGAGUACAACGAAAGGAUGUACUGAUCACAAAACCUGUAAGGCAGUACUGCCGAAGUCUGAGUGUGACACCGUGGAGUUAAGCCCUACACUUGGACUUUGUCUAGCGGAGGGUUCUGUAGCUACAACUACAACAACUGAACCAGCAAGAACUUCAACAACAACUCGACCGGCGUCUAGCCCAACAACUGAACCACCAAGCACUUCAACAACAACUCGACCAUCGCCUAGCCCAACAACUGAACCACCAACCACUUCAACAACAACUCGACCAUCGACUAGCCCAACAACUGAACCACCAACCACUUCAACAACAACUCAACCACCGUCUAGCUCAAGCACAUCGAUGCCGACUACUUCAUCUUCCCCAUCGACGUCAACCACAACCAAAGGUUGGAGUGGAUGUAUGACGGAUUACACUAGAAACCAAGUGGUCAGCACGAUCAACGAGUAUCGAUCUUCGUUAGCAAAAGGCCAAGUGCAAAAUGGGCCAGUUUCAAAACGAAAAGGAAAGUGUCCUCCAGCCAGGAAUAUGUAUAAGAUGAGAUAUGAUCAGGAACUGGAAAAUGAAGCACAAAAGUAUGCUAGCACCUGCCCAGCAAAACCAGGAUCAGCUCUAAACACGCGUGCAUUUCGCGGUGAAAGCAUUGCAGUGAUCAAGGAUACGACUAUAUCCUGUGAAAACGUGCUAGCUAAUGCUUUGCACGACUGGUGGAAUGAAAUUACAAAACUUGCUAUAAAUGAUGCAUUCAAGUACACUCAAGUUUUAGAACAUUCUCGAGACGCUCCCACAAAUUUUACUCAGAUGGCUUGGGCUAUUUCGUAUAAGGUCGGCUGUGGUGUAGGUCAGUGUCCUUAUGGCAAUCUAGUUGUUUGCCGCUAUUAUGUGAGAGGAAAUAUCUACUCAAGAUAUAUCUACCGCAUAGGCCCCACUUGUACAUGGUGCAAGAGAGGAUGUGAUAAUGGGCUUUGCAUAGCUCCCAAUUGAACGAUAGGAAGCAGCAUUCACUUUCAUACAGUGAAUAACAUCUGUAGCUUUGAGUAAAGCACUGCAUAUUUG